UGUCAAAAUUAGUUAGGUUAGGAUUUAAGGGGGCGAAUUUAUUUUUUAUAUUUGUUUAGUAUUUUUAUUAAUAAAUAUAUAGAGCACCUCCGGCAAUGUCCGAUAAAGACUACGCGCCCCUGAGCGCUGCAUGCGUGAGGGCUCUCAAUGACAAACUCUAUGAUAAACGUAAGGCAGCUGCUCUGGAGAUUGAAAAAAUGGUGAAAGAAUUCUCUGCCGUAAACAAUACGGGACAAAUUAAGCGUAUUUUAAAAAUACUAGCUCAGGAUUUUGCAUCAUCACAGAACCCCCAUUCAAGAAAAGGUGGGCUGAUUGGAUUAGCGGCAAUUGCCAUUGCUCUGGGAAAAGAAACCAGUAAUUUUACAGAUGAGCUAAUCAAGCCGAUUCUUGGAUGCCUAUCAGAUCAAGAUUUACGAGUAAGAUACUAUGCUUGUGAGUCUUUAUAUAAUGUAGUCAAAGUAUCAAGAGGAGCUGUACUUCCCCAUUUUUCUCCCAUAUUUAAUGCUCUUAGCAAAAUUGCCACUGAUUCUGAUCAGAACAUAAAGAAUGGAUCUGAGCUGCUUGAUAGGUUACUAAAAGAUAUUGUGGCAGAAAGUACUUCAUUUGACCUAGAUGGCUUCAUUCCAUUAUUAAGGGAACGGAUCUACACAAAAAGCCCAUUUUCCAGGCAAUUUGUGAUAUCAUGGAUAUCAGUGCUAAAUAGCGAGCCUCGUCUGGAUCUAAUUAAUUAUCUACCAGAAAUCCUAGAUGGAUUGUUUAGAAUUUUAGAAGAUACUAAUUUGGAAGUGAAAAAAAUGUGUGAGACAACACUUGGAGAGUUUUUAAGAAUCAUUAAAAGUGAGCCUUCUAGAGUCAAUUUUGGAGCUAUGAUUAAUAUUCUGAUAAAUCAUGCACAGGAGAAGAAUGAUGAAUUGGUUCAGUUCACGGCAAUAACAUGGAUAAAGGAAUUUGUACAGUUAUCAGGUCCAGCGAUGUUACCAUACAUGUCGGGGAUAUUUACAGCAAUUUUACCUUGUUUGGCUUAUGAAGCGGAUGCCCGGAGAAUGACAGACAUCAAAGAGACGGCCACGGCGGUGAAUUUUACAUUGAUGAAAUUGAUUGCGUUGCAGGGGAGCGAGGAAUCGGGUAAUCACGAAGAAGUUAGGAAGUACGAACAUGAAGACAUCCCUCACGAAAUCGACCUUCAAUCCGUAGUAGACGUGUUAAUCCAAUAUUUAAUGCACAAUUCCAUCCAAACAAAAGUAGCUGUACUUAAAUGGAUACAUGAUUUGUAUACAAAAUUACCCAAUAAGAUGGUGAACUAUAUUGAUGUACUUUUUCCUGCCUUACAAAGGACACUAUCUGACGAAGCCGACCAAGUAGUCCAGCAAUGUUUAGUCGUUAUAGCCGAAGUAAUUUCCUCAAGGAAUACCUCAAUUAACAAAUCUGGAGGCCAAAAUUAUAACAUUCAUUUCAACAAGUUUAUCGUUAGCCUGCUACAUUUAUUUAGCACCGAUAAGAAGCUGCUUAACGAAAGGGGUUCUUUUAUUAUAAGGCAGUUAUGCGUAUUGCUAAACGCUGAAGAUAUCUACAGGACUCUAGCAGAAAUCCUAUUAAAGGAAAAUAAUUUAAAGUUUGCAAGCUUGAUGGUGGAUCAUUUGAAUAUGAUAUUGCUGACUAGCUCUGAGCUUUUUGAAAUGAGGAAUAGACUGAAGGACUUAUCUAAGGAGGCAAAUAAACAAUUAUUUUUAUGCUUAUACAAAACAUGGUGCCACAACCCAGUCGCUACAGUGGCACUAUGCCUCCUAACCCAGAGCUACUCCCAUGUCUGUGAUCUCAUUAAAUUAUUUGGCAGUAUAGAGGUAACUGUGGACUUCCUAAUGGAAAUCGAUAAAUUGGUGCAGUUGAUUGAGUCCCCAAUUUUGGCCUAUCUAAGACUUGAGUUACUAGAAGUGCCCUGUGAUAAAGAUUUAGUAAGCAGCCUUUACGGUAUACUGAUGCUCCUACCCCAAACUGAAGCUUUUUUUACAUUGAAAAAUAGGUUAAGUUGUAUCCCGAGCUUGCAUUUAGAGGAAAAGAUGAAUCGAAAAUCGUCCAAAGACAAAAAUAUCGACUUCAAAGGGUUGUUGGAGCAUUUCUGCGAGGUUCAACAGAGACACAAGGAGUACAAAAAGAGCACCAGGACCAAAGAUAUUAUGUCUUUCGAUAGGGAUGUGAAUGUUAGUGACGAUAUUUAAUGUUAAAGUAUAUUUAAGUUUGUAAUUUUUUAUAUAGUUUCUAUAUGUACAUUCCUUUACUGAAUAAUAUAUGGAUAAUUGUAUUGUA
Molecule: messenger RNA, 2304 nt
Organism: Anthonomus grandis grandis
Lineage: Eukaryota; Metazoa; Arthropoda; Insecta; Coleoptera; Curculionidae
Product: protein VAC14 homolog
Exons: 14
Coding region: 96-2216 (706 amino acids)
Biological process (GO): phosphatidylinositol biosynthetic process; positive regulation of kinase activity
Cellular component (GO): PAS complex; endosome membrane
Source: RefSeq, a predicted model, not a curated record